This is a messenger RNA of Symbiodinium sp. CCMP2456, 765 nucleotides long. The record is from the annotation of a GenBank genome assembly. Lineage: Eukaryota; Dinophyceae; Suessiales; Symbiodiniaceae.
AUGUUUGCCAAAGAGUUCAAAGGAACCCCGAUUGAGACAUCCGAGCUGCUCGGGAAGGCAACGGUACCCGCAGACUUGACCAUGGAAGCACUGAAGGAGGAGGUCCCACUCCUCUCGGGAGUUGUAAACGGCGACUCCAGUACCAUUCUGAAGGCGCUCUUGGAGGAACACAAAGGACGGGAGUAUGAGGUUUGGCCGAAGUUGAUGUCGGAAUGGCUGCUGCGGAACUUUGAUGGCCUCGACAGCCUAGAGGCCUACAUGGCCUUAGAGGAGGACUUGAAGCGCAUCAGGGAGGACAACCCUCAGCUGGAGAAGAAGCGAUUUCUGACCCCACGGACAGACAAGCCACGAACCUUCAUCAUGAAUGGUUGCUCGCUGGCGCCUCUGAAGUACGAAGCUUCCAAUGACAACGUGGUGUCCUUUCAGAUGUGCCCUGACUUCACCGGCAGCCCCUUCUAUCCCCAGAACCAGCAGGUGAAGUACAGCAUGGCGCCCAUGUUGCCCUGCAAGGACUUUGGGCUCUCUGGCCUUCGCAGCCUGAACCGAACCAUGGGUGGAGGCUUUACCGAGACCUUUGCCUUCGGUGGUGCGGCUCCGAAGGAGCAGUCUGGAGGCCAGAAGUGUGUCUUAAAAGAGCCCAGCAGCCCCUUUGCGCUGCCCUAUGCCGUCGGCAUCAGCAGCUGGGCAGCCGGAGGAGCUUUGAACCAGGUUCGGAUUUUGGGGAAUGUGCUGAACAUUCGCAGGGACUAUUGGCCCGUCACCUCA